Messenger RNA from Engraulis encrasicolus (European anchovy), 1696 nucleotides. RefSeq names its product H2.0-like homeo box 1 (Drosophila) (gene hlx1). Gene Ontology annotation, molecular function: sequence-specific DNA binding; DNA-binding transcription factor activity, RNA polymerase II-specific. Bases 98 to 1270 code for a protein of 390 amino acids. The record is from RefSeq and is a predicted model, not a curated record. Gene Ontology annotation, biological process: regulation of DNA-templated transcription. Lineage: Eukaryota; Metazoa; Chordata; Actinopteri; Clupeiformes; Engraulidae. The transcript is spliced from 4 exons.
UCUCUGACAUAUGUUGGACUGCAUCUUACGGUGACUGUUACAUGCGGACGCUUUUGAAUAUUUCUGUUAUAUUGAUAAGGCGUGUUAGGUGGCCAGGAUGUACACAGCCGGACUAAAUCCGUUUUACGCGUCCAAUUUCAGCCUUUGGUCUGCAUACUGCUCCGGUGGUUUUGCGAUGGAUAAUAUGAAAAAGCCUUCGUUUUGCAUAGCAGAUAUUUUACAUAUCGGUGAUGCGGACGGUCUUCCAGGGUCGUCGGCGCUCAUGGCUCAUGUCGCACCCCGCUCUCAGAUUCAUUCUUCUGGAUCCCCACUGCGUCCCUCUCCUGUGGCGGCGGCAGAGGCAACGGUCUUCGGUACAAGAGGCAACCCCGCAUCCCCUUAUCACAGACAUGGAAUACACUUAACCGCCGUCUCCAGAACAACGUUAAACUCCCAGCAAGCUCCACCACCCUCAAGCAAGGACCUCAAGUUUGGAAUUGACCGGAUUUUGUCCACAGACUUUGAUCCAAAAGUAAAAGAAGCAUCGUCAUUGCGAGAUCUCACGUCUAUCGUUAGCGCUAAUCGACACUCGGCGGCAGUCCACGUCUCCGUGCAGCCCCCGGCGAGCCAGUACUUCGCAUCCCUAGAUCCCGGGAUGAAUGACGCGUCGUGCCGGAUGAGCUCGUUAGGCACCGCGGCGAGGCAAUCAGGCCAACACCAGUUUCAGGACACCUUUCCAGGUGCUGUUGUUGACCCUGCCUGCUUUGCUCUCCUCCACACAGGACCAUAUGCUGUUCUCACGAAAGACACCAUGCCUCAGACCUACAAGAGGAAAAGAUCUUGGUCCAGAGCAGUGUUUUCCAACCUACAACGAAAGGGGCUCGAAAAACGUUUUGAAAUACAGAAAUACGUCACCAAGCCCGACCGAAAGCAGCUCGCUGCCAUGCUGGGCCUCACCGACGCACAGGUGAAAGUUUGGUUUCAGAACCGAAGAAUGAAAUGGAGACACUCCAAGGAGGCUCAAGCACAGAAGGACAAGGAGAAAGAACAGCCUGACAAGGCCCAGGCGGAUGGCGACCAGAAAGAGCCAGAGGAAUCCGAGUGCGAGAGCGAACACAGCGAGUCCGACUUCGAGGAAGGAACCGAGGACAAAAGUGACGUCGACAUCACGGAGCACAACAAGAGCAGCGUAAGCGUGAUCAUGAGCGGCCCAGCGUCCGCAAUAAGCGACGACACGACGACGACCGGCGCGCUCACGGAAACACCUGCAUCGUCGCAGAUAUUACUAUGAACAGCAAACUGUUUUAAUGUCAAGACUGAUAAUUUAUCGGACCCUCUGUUGCCUCAAAGUUGAGAGUGCAACUGCCUGUCCCUAAGCGCCUCCAGUGUGCAGGUAUGCGUAAAAAUGUGGACUCCCCUUAACCCACAAAUAGGACUAUGAAGUACGAUGUCUUUGACAUUUUUUCCUUAAAAAGGAAAAAAUAUAUUGCUCUUGUGAAAUCCUCUCUGAACCACUCUCACCAACUGAACUUGGAAAAUAUAUUUACACAAUGUUAACUGUUAUGUUUUGGCAUUUGUUCCUUUGAUUUGUAUAAUAUUUUGCCUGUAAUUUGCACUGAAGAUAAUGUAAAUUAAAAGUUUCUUACAUUUAAGUGUAUUGAUACAAUCGAAGUCAUUAAAUAUUUCAAUACAAUGACGUGGUUUUGACUCAUUGUCU